AUGUGCGCCAUCGAGAAGAUUACGUCGAAAACUAAAAAAAUCAAGAUCAAACAAGAAUCCGGCAAGCUCGUGGCCGCCGGAAAUCAACCGGAUCAACAGGAAGAGUAUGAAGAGGUUCGGGUCUGGAACCCGACCGUUGCCAACCUCACAUUAAUGGCCCUUGGAAGUUCUGCUCCUGAAAUCCUGCUCUCCAUCAUCGAAAUUGUUGGCAAUAACUUCCACUCUGGAGAUCUGGGUCCCGGCACGAUUGUUGGCUCGGCCGCCUUCAACCUGUUCUGCAUCUCCGCAAUCUGUGUCCUCACCGUCGGCAAGAAAACCAAGCGAAUCGCGCUUUUCAAAGUGUUCUGCGUGACGGCCUUCUUCGGAACCUUUGCCUAUAUCUGGCUUCUCAUUGUUCUGGCAUGGAUUUCUCCUGACGUCGUAGAGCUCUGGGAAGCCAUCCUGACGCUAUUGUUCUUCGGAAUCCUCGUCAUAGCUUCUUACUGUGUUGACCUCGAGAUUUGGAACAAGAAUAAGAAGGCAAAUCUGGAGACGGAGUUGCAAGAUAUUGAGGAUAGAACCUCUAAGAAACCGUCGAAGAAUCUUGACGUUGAGAUCAGGAAUGUUGCUCGACGUCUGAGUUAUGUCGAUGGAGAGUCAGUCCUCGACGCUCUUCCGGCUCCAGAAGAGGGUGACGUCCGGAAAAUGGCCCGAGAUGUCGCUCGAGUCUACCCAGGACUUGAAGCCGAUGACCAGGCCAAGAUUCUGGCGUACCGGCUAAACCAGAAUAAGGUCCGCGAUCGUCUCUACUACCGUAUCCGCGCCAUUCGUCAAUUGACGUCUUCCUGGAAGAAGACCGACGAGGAGAAGGAGGUUCAAGAAUUGGAGGAGAAAGAAGCCGUCAGCCCGGAUCAUACCUCGCAAAAAUUGAAGCCGCGGAUCGAGUUCACAGCUCGUGUCUACGCGGUCUAUCCGCAAGAUAAGAAAGUCAAGCUGUCGGUAAUCCGGCGAGGCAACAGUGAUACGGCCCUGACGCUCAACUACAGUACGGUGGAUGGUAUCGGCAAGAAGGAUCUUCACUACUUACCAAAGAUGGAAAACCUGCGCUUUGCCCCGCAGGAAAUGCAAAAAGACAUCGUCAUCGAUUUGGUCGAUGGAGCGGAUUGGAGGCCAAACACCGUCUUCUACGUCCACCUGAAAAUUGUGGACCAGGACGAGGGCGGCAAAACGAAACUUGGUGAAUGCAAUAUCGCUCACGUCAAAUGCCCCGAGGAUACCACGUCCUUUAGUGGAACGCCGAACGUCGAAUUUGUUAAGGGCAACUAUGUUUGCAAAGAAAAUUGUGGCUGGGUGCGGGUCUUCAUCACAAAGAGGGGCAAAACUAAAACUCCCCAUGAUGUCGGCGUUCGUUUCGAGACUGAAGACAUUUCGGCGAAUGCUAAUGAAGACUACGUUCCCUAUAAGAAUGCACUGUUGUAUUUCAAGGGCCAAGAAUACGAAAAGUACAUUGACGUCGAGGUUGUUGAUGACAAGGACGAUGAAAAAGAUGAAACCUUUUCGGUUGAGUUGCUCGGGACUGAAGAUCGGGAAACUACCAUCGGCAACAAAAAACGCACGAUCGUGACCAUCAUUUCGGAUGACAACGUCUUGAAAAAUAUCACAAAUACGCGAAAAUUGGUCGGCUAUUAUUUGAAGCGAAUGACGCCGGGACAGGCCACUUGGCGCGAACAAAUCAUCAACGCCGCUUCGGUGAAUUCUGGAGACGUUGCCAACGCUACUGUACUUGAUUGCGUCCUGCAUGGGUUGGCCUUUCCUUGGAAGUUUGCCUUCGCCUUCGUACCGCCGCCAAUGAUGAUGGGCGGCUGGUUGUGUUUCGUUGUCGCAUUAAUAGCCAUUGGAUUGGUGACCGCUGUCGUAGGUGACAUCGCCUCAAUCUUCGGUUGCAUGGUCGGAAUGCCGGACGCUAUUACGGCCAUCACAUUGGUUGCCCUUGGAACGUCACUUCCGGAUACUUUUGCGAGCAAAAUCGCUGCUGAAAACGAUGAUUUCGCAGACAAUGCAGUCGGAAACGUGACCGGCUCGAACUCUGUGAACGUCUUCCUCGGCCUUGGGCUGCCGUGGUUGGUCGCCGCUUUCUACUGGUGCGACAAGGGACAACCUUUCGUCGUGAAGGCCGGAGAUCUAGGCUUUAGCGUUGCCGUCUUCACAAUCUUUUCCAUCAUCUUCCUCAUCGUCCUCAUCGCCCGCAGAAUGCUGGCCGUUUUCGGAAAAGGAGAACUCGGCGGGCCACCAGUAUUG
This is a messenger RNA of Mesorhabditis spiculigera, 2277 nucleotides long. The record is from the annotation of a GenBank genome assembly. NCBI's taxonomy places the organism in Eukaryota, Metazoa, Nematoda, Chromadorea, Rhabditida, Rhabditidae.